Messenger RNA from Rhododendron vialii, 3215 nucleotides. Its product is annotated as putative pentatricopeptide repeat-containing protein At1g12700, mitochondrial. The coding region runs from base 1 to 846 and encodes 281 amino acids. The transcript has 2 exons. Lineage: Eukaryota; Viridiplantae; Streptophyta; Magnoliopsida; Ericales; Ericaceae. Gene Ontology annotation, molecular function: protein binding. The record is from RefSeq and is a predicted model, not a curated record.
AUGGCCCGAUUUCAACCUCUUCCUUCUGUCGUCCAUUUCACUCAGCUGUUUGGUUCUGUUGCCAAGAUGAAGGAAUAUUCGACCGUCAUUUCUCUGUUUAAAGAAAUCCGCGAGCUGGGUAUUCCUAUUAAUGAUUAUACGCUGAAUAUUUUGAUCAAUUGUUUCUGCCGGUUGAAUAGAGUGGAUUUUGGGUUUGCUACCUUGGGUAUCUUCUAUAAGUGUGGUUAUACUCCGGACGUGACUACCUUCACUACUCUAAUAAACGGGUAUGUUUUAGAAGGUAAGACUUCUGAGGCUGUGAAUUUGUUCAGAAGGUUGACGAAAUAUGGAGACAUUGAACCUAAUGAAAUCACAUAUGCGACGGUCAUAAAAGGGCUUUGUAAAGUAGGAGACACUACAAUGGCUAUACGGUUACUCAGGAGUAUGCAAAAAUGGAACAGUAGGCCUACUGUUGUGAUGUAUAGCACUAUCAUCGACAACCUUUGUAAGGACGGGAACAUAGAUGAUGCUUUGCGCCUCUUAUCGGAGAUGAGAGAGUGGGAUAUUAUGCCUAAUGUGGUCACCUACAACUCUGUGGUUGAUGGCUUAUGCAUCUUAGGGCGAUGGGAGGAUGCCACAAGGAUGUUGAGUGACAUGAUGGAACAAAACAUUUUCCCUAAUGUUAUAACCUUCACUAUGUUGGUGGAUGCACUUUGCAAGGAGGGAAGGACCGAAGAAGCGGAGGAUAUACUGGAUAUUAUGAUUCGAAGAGGUGAGAAACCCGGUGUUAUCACUUAUAGUGCACUGAUGGACGGAUAUUGUUUGCGAGGCCAGAUGAAGAAAGCAAAAGAAGUGCUCCCUAGUUGAUAAGGGCCUUGAGCCGGAUAUCCGUUGCUAUAAUAUUUUAAUCAAUGGUUUUUGCAAUAAGAUGAAUAUAGAUGAGGGCAUGGAUCUCUUUAGAGAAAUGUCACAUAAACGGUUAAAACCUGCUACUGAUACUUACAACACUUUGUUAAAGGGGUUGUUACACGCAGGGAGAUGUGAUGUAGUAGAUUAUAUAUUUCAUGAGAUGAAGUGUAGCGGUCAUAAUCCUAACAUUUUAACUUACUCAAUCUUGUUAGAUGGAUUCUUUAAGAACCAAAAAAUUGGCAAGGCAGUAGAGGUGUUUCAUUCAAUGCAAGAUCAAGGAAUAGUUCCUAAUGAUGUUAUUUAUCUUAUCAUCAUUAAUGGAAUGUGCAAAGCUGGGAAGAUUGAAGAUGCUCGAAAAGUUUUUGGUAUCUUUUUAGCUAAAGGAUUGAAACCCAAUGUUAAGAUUUACAACACGAUGAUUAGUGGACUUUGUAAGGAGGCCCUGCUGGAUGAAGCUGAGGAGUUACUAUUGCAAAUGGAUAAAGAUGGGUGCCCACCAAAUGAAGUGACUUUUAACAUUGUUGUUCGAGCAUUCCUGAAGAGGGGAGACACAGACAAGGUUAAGAUACUUCUACAAGAAAUAAUCAAGAGGAAUUUCAAACCAGAUGUAUCUACCAUGUCCAUAGUAGCGGAUUUACUUACAGUUGAUGGUGAAGAUAGCAAUUUUUUAGAAAUGAUCAUGAGUCUUGUGCCAAGGGAGGAUAGAAAGGCUGUGUCCCAAGAUUAAGGGAUUGAUUUGAAGGUAUCAGAUUAUGGAUGCUUGUGCAAGUGACAUGGAAGGAUUUAUGAGGUUCUAUGUUUUCAACUUUAGGAGCAAGUUUGACCUUUUCCAUUGACCUCUUCUAUUGAAAUUUGCCUUUUGCCAGUAAUUUUGCUUGAGGUUAAACUAUAAUUUUUGUUGCGGAGGCAGAAAGUGUUUCACUUUGGGAUAUGAGCUCUCUGGAUUCUCAGGCAUUACUGUCUAUUUCUUCUUACGGUCGGAAAGUGUCUGCACGUCAUGUGAAUAACUCUGAUGCAGAACCGGGAGGAGGAGUAAGUCAAAGGUGAUACUUCUACUUUGUUGCUUGUGUUAGUUUUCUAUUAUUUGCUUGUGGCUGGUUCACUUGUCUGCUUCAUUUGCUCCGCCAUAGCAUGAUCUCUUCUUAGCAAUGAGUGAAAGUGGUUUUAAGGCCAUCUCCAGCCCAAACUUUUCUUAGCUUCAUGUUAAAAUUUCAGUAAAAGCUUCGUUCGAUAUGAAGCACUCUAAUGGGUAAGCUCAGAUUAAGCAUAAAUCAACUUAAAAGCUCCACUGAUGCACAACAGUAAUUUGAAAGCCACAAAGUACCCUUGAAGAUUUGGAGUAAAAGAAGAACGAGCCUGCCUUGAUUUGAGCUUAAAAUGAUAAACAACACACAGAAAUGAGUUUUGACUAAUGCACAGCAGAAGGUUUGGGUAAAAGGCAAGGAAUUGAGAUGCCUUAUUCAUACUGGAUGUUACUUGUCUCGUGAUGUUCUAUUUCGAAUCACUGCUUUUCUUUUUAGUUUAUGACGAUAAUACUAGCAUUGAUUGGUAACCAAAUAUAAGUAAAACUUUUACAAUGCUCUCUUACCAGUCCUAACCUUGUACAUUCUUGAAAUCCAGAGUAAGUUCAUCUGAAGCAGAAGAAAAUGAUGGAAUCUUAUGCACCCCUGAUUCCAUCAUCGUACUAGAUUUCUGCCAUCCAUCUGGCAUAGGUCUCAAAAUCCCAAACUUGGUGUCAAUGCAAUGUCGGUUUUCUCUCGCGGAGAUUCCAUUUUUAUUGGCUGCAAUAACACCAGGUCAUCGGUAAUGAAGCAACCCCAUCCUCAGGUGCAAGAGUUUUCGUUGCGCAAACAGAUGCUUUUAGGCACUUACUCUUUGCCAAAAUCCAAUGCGCGCUCCAACUACACCGCCUUAAUGCAAGUCUGGGGAAAUUCAAACCACGACAUGGGAGUUGGUGGAUUGGGACUGUUCGUUUUUUAUGGAUCAAAUGAUGAUGGAUUGCAGCAGUCUCUCUCCACAUAUUGCAGUAACUUACAGAAGGUGCCCUUCUUUUGAUUACUCGGUGUCCCGUGUUCUCCUCAUAACAAGAGAUUGUCCGGCUUUGUGGAGGUACUUGUCAUGAUCAUGAUUUAUGCUUGAAACCUGUUUAACUUAUUUUACCCAAAGUGGUGAACUAUAAGCGUGAUUAGUGCUGGGGUACUUGUCAUGAUCAUGAUUUAUGCUUGAGAGCUGUUUAACUUAUUUUACCCAAAGUGGUGAACUAUAAGCGUGAUUAGUGCUGCUGUUUAUGUUAUGUUCAAUGUAGGAGUAAUAAGUUUGCAUUUUGA